Penicillium crustosum is the source of this 318-nucleotide messenger RNA. RefSeq lists its product as uncharacterized. Lineage: Eukaryota; Fungi; Ascomycota; Eurotiomycetes; Eurotiales; Aspergillaceae. The record is from RefSeq and is a predicted model, not a curated record. Bases 1 to 318 code for a protein of 105 amino acids. The transcript is spliced from 2 exons.
AUGUCCCACCGCGAGCAAUUGCGCUCACCAUAUCAGAGAACCUUCCAAAAGGAGUGUCGCGCCUUUGUAAAAAGGGCAGAGGCUACGGCUAAUCAUGCCAGGAAAUACCCGGACAACCAUGAAAUAGAGCCUAACAGCGGGGUUUACAAAGGACUUGAUCUCGCUGAUCAGACAGAGUUUGAAGAUGAAUGCGAUGAUAUAGAGGCCCAUCUAUAUGGUCUGAUGCAAAAGGUUCAAGACUGCGAGAUAGAGCAUCUUUGGGUUGCUGAGUUUCUUGAGUUUACGUCUUUGCGUAUCCAGGAUCAAUUUCAUGUAUAG